CAGGCUGGGGGCGACCCGCUGGCCCGUGCGGCCGGCGGAUGCUGGCGGCCGCGGAUGAGUCGGGCAAUUCCACCGACUCGGCGCAGGCCCACUCGGCGAUCGAUGACAUGGUGUCGGAGGUGGUGAACUCGGCGCUGAUCAAGCAGGCGAUACGGUCGGUGGUGGCCGAGUGCACCUUCUGCGUCACGAUCGCGGACCCGAGGGGCGAGGACACGCCCUUGAUCGCCGUCUCCGAGGCUUUUGAGUCCAUGACCGGCUUCAGCCGCCACGAGAUCCUCGGGGUGAACUGCCGUUUCCUCAACUACGCGUGCGACAUCAGCCCGAUGGACCUGAUGGCGCUGCGCGUGGCCUCCGUCACGGGGGCGCCCUUCGUGGCCCUGCUGCCGAACAGGAGGAAGUCGGGGGAGCUGUUCGUGAACCUGCUGGACCUGCGCGGCCUUCGCGUGGCGCAGGACACCGAGACGGGCGAGUACAUCUGGUUUCUUAUCGGCAUCCAGGCCGACGUCACCGACAUAGCGGAGUGCGACGAGAUUCCCGAGGACCGCCUGGCCAUGCUCCAGGAGGUCUCGCAGAGGACCGGCGAGCGC
Prorocentrum cordatum is the source of this 587-nucleotide messenger RNA. The record is from the annotation of a GenBank genome assembly. Lineage: Eukaryota; Dinophyceae; Prorocentrales; Prorocentraceae.